UUCAACUUCACCAUCACCAUCACCGCCACUAUCACACCAUAUCCCACCACACACACUCUCUUCUCCUUCUUCUCUCUCCCUCUCUCUCUAUCUAGAAACAGAGUUUUAAUUCUCUGUUUCAUUUUUUUUUUUCCAAUUCUGUUUUGCUGGGGUUAAUGAUUCACUACCUCUCUUGAUAUUUUUAUUUGCUUUCGGGAAGAUUCGGUUUCACUGCUGCAUUUUGGAUUUUUCCCGAGAAAGAAAGAAGAAGAUGGAUCGGAAGAGUUGGCCAUGGAAGAAGAAAUCCACUGAGAAAGCAGCUCCUGUGACUGAGGUUGUUGAUCAGGAAAAUGGGAAGAAGCCAAGUUACAUCCAGAUCUCAUUUGAUCAAUACACGAAUCUGAAUGGUUUAAAAGAUGAAGUUAAGAACUACGAGGACAAAGUUACAAAGCUUGAAGAUCAGAUCAAGGAUUUGGAUUUGAAGCUAUCUACAGCUAAUGCAGAUAUUACUGCCAAGGAGGUUUUGGUGAAACAGCACUCCAAAGUUGCUGAAGAAGCUGUCACAGGCUGGGAAAAAGCUGAGGCAGAAGCUUCUGCUUUGAAAACUCAUCUCGAAACUGUUACCCUCGCUAAGCUCACUGUCGAAGAUCGAGCAGCGCAUUUGGAUGGAGCGUUAAAGGAGUGUAUGAGGCAGAUUAGGAGUUUAAAGGAAGAGAAUGAACAGAAGCUGCAUGAUGUUAUUGCUACUAAAACCAACCAAAUGGACAACCUUAGAGCUGAGUUUGAGUCUAGGAUUGGGGAAUACGAACAAGAACUGCUUCGGUCUGGAGCUGAAAAUGACGCCCUUUCGAGAUCAUUGCAAGAGCGUUCAAACAUGCUUAUGAGGAUAAGCGAAGAGAAAUCUCAAGCAGAGUCUGAGAUUGAGCAUCUUAAGAACAAUAUAGAGACUUGUGAAAGGGAGAUAAACACUCUCAAGUAUGAAACUCAUGUGAUUACUAAAGAGUUGGAAAUCAGAAACGAGGAAAAGAAUAUGAGCAUGAGAUCUGCUGAAUCAGCAAACAAGCAGCAUUUGGAAGGUGUCAAGAAAAUUGCAAAGUUGGAAGCUGAGUGUCAAAGAUUACGCACUCUGGUCAGAAAGAAACUCCCGGGUCCUGCAGCACUUGCACAGAUGAAAAUGGAGGUUGAGAGUUUAGGCAGAGACUAUGGAGAUCAUCGUCAAGAUCAUAGACAGAGAAGGUCACCGGUCAGACCAUCUAGUCCUCUCAUGUCUCCAAUGUCACACAUGUCCCAGGUCUCUGAGUUCUCACUAGACAAUAUGCAAAAGUUCCAUAAAGAAAACGAUUUGCUGACAGAGCGGUUACUGGCUAUGGAAGAAGAAACAAAGAUGCUGAAAGAAGCUUUGGCAAAGCGUAACAGCGAGCUUCAAGUGUCUAGGAACCUCUGUGCUAAAACAUCAAACAGGCUUCAAACCUUGGAAGCUCAAAUGUUGAAUAAAAGUCCAACCAAGCGCGGUUUUGAAAUGCCUGCUGAAAUCUUCUCUCGUCUAAAUGCUAGUAAUCCUCCUAGUAUGGCCUCGAUGUCUGAGGACGGAAACGAAGAUGCUAGAAGCAUUACUGGCUCUUUGAUGUCUGAACUCUCUCAAUCCAACAAGGAUAAGAACAAUGGUAAGAUUAAGAAGACCGAGAGUGCUAGCCAGUUGGAGCUUAUGGACGAUUUUCUUGAAAUGGAAAAGCUAGCUUGUCUACCAAAUGGCUCAAACGCAAAUGGUUCAACGGAUCACUCAAGUACUGAUUCUGAUGUUGAGGUUCAACCAGCUACACAACUGAAGAAAAGAAUCUCCAGUGUGCUUCAGUCUCUCCCUAAAGAUGCUGCAUUUGAGAAGAUUUUGGCAGAGAUACAAUGUGCAGUUGAAGAUGCAGGUGUUAAGCUACCUUCUAAAUGUAAUGGACCUAAUGUAAACGGUCUUACAGAAGAAAAGGAGAUAGCCAUGUCAAAUGAGACCCGAGAAGAAAAAGUUAGCGACACAGAGGUAGUAACUCAAGACUUGGCUGAUGCUCUUUCUCAGAUAUUCCAGUUUGUUUCCUAUCUUUCAAAGGAAGCAACUGCCUGUUCUGAGAACAGAACUUUCUCCCAAAAGGUUCAAGAUUUCUCUGUCACAUUCGACAGAGUCUUGGCCAAGGAGAAGACUUUGAACGAUUUCUUGUUCGAUCUUUCACGAGUUUUGGUCGAAGCUAGUGAACUAAAGAUUGAUGUGCUUGGAUAUCACACAUCCCCAGUGGAGAUUCAUAGUCCAGAUUGCAUUGAUAAAGUUGCUCUACCGGAAAACAAAGCACUUCAGAAAGAUUCAUCAGGUGAACAUUACCAGAAUGGUUGUUCUCAGAGCUCUGAUUCCGAGAUCCCAGAUGAUUGCAACGGAACAUCUGGCUAUGAGCACAAGCGUCAGUCUAGUAAAUUUACACCAGAGGAGUUUGAAGGAUUGAGACUUGAGAAAGAAAAAGCAGAGGCCAACCUUGCAAGUUGUGAAGCAGAUCUUGAAGCAACUAAGACCAAACUGCAAGAAACACAGAAACUUCUCGCAGAAGUCAAAACAGAGUUGGACUCUGCUCAAAAGUCUAGUGGCAUGGCCGAGACUCAGCUCAAAUGCAUGGUGGAAUCAUAUAGAUCUCUUGAAACUAGAUCAUCGGAGCUGGAAAUCGAGUUGACUUCUCUUAAAGGCAGAAUUGAAAACUUGGAAGAUGAGCUUCAAGACGAAAAGGAACAUCACCAAGAAGCUUUAGCCAAAUGCCAAGAACUCGAGGAGCAAUUACAAAGGAACAACCAGAAUUGCCCGAAUUGUUCAGUAACCGAAGCUGACCCUAAAAGCAAACAGGACAAUGAACUAGCGGCUGCAGCAGAGAAGCUAGCAGAGUGUCAAGAGACUAUAUUACUUCUGGGGAAGCAACUCAAAUCCAUCUGUCCUCAAACAGAACAGGUCACUUCUUCCCCAAGCAAAGAACAAGCCCUGAACCUAGAAGAAGACGAAUACGCAACCUCGACAAAUCCUCAAGACAACAAACUGAUGAGUUCGCCUUCAGAGAAAGAAACAUCGUCCAUGACUGCAAUGAAAUCUCCGGUAGGGUCGAAACACAGACACACCAAGUCAAACUCAUCAUCGUCCUCAUCAGGGCUUACUCCUGAGAAACACUCUAGAGGAUUCAGCAGGUUCUUCUCCACUAAAGGAAAGUAAAGAAAAUAAAAACAAAAAAGAGUAUAAAUCUAACUAUGUUGUAUCUAAUAUCUAUUGCUAUAAAAUAUUUGGUUUUUUUUUUAUUUUAUCUUACUAUGAGGGAAUGUUUUUUAACUUUAGUUUUUUUUUUUUUUCUGUACUGACAAAACAAUUUGGUGUUGAAUUUUACGGCGUGUACAUGUCAAUCUACCCAUCUCGUUUCUUUA
Messenger RNA from Capsella rubella, 3411 nucleotides. RefSeq names its product filament-like plant protein 4. NCBI's taxonomy places the organism in Eukaryota, Viridiplantae, Streptophyta, Magnoliopsida, Brassicales, Brassicaceae. Bases 251 to 3205 code for a protein of 984 amino acids. The record is from RefSeq and is a predicted model, not a curated record. The transcript is spliced from 6 exons.